AACGGUGUAGCCAGAGAUUUUAGGGGUGUAUUUCCGAGUGGCGGGGUAUUCUGCAAUUACCUGAUUACCUAGGCCCUACACCCAAAUAGAAUCUUAUGGUGGUUUGAGACUGUCUUCAAUUCUUGAAAGUCUGUGUCAACCACAAUGAAUGCCAUCAGCAAAACAGACAAGAAAAAGGAUCAACCAGAGCUUCAUUCAGAGGUCAAACAAGACAUCAGAUGGUCCACACUAAUGAGAAACCAUGCAUACAUGCAUACGUGUGGCAUUUGCGGCAAAGGCUUCUCACAGCAAUGUCACCUUCAACGACAUCAAUGGAUCCACAUGAAUGAGAAACCCUUUGUUUGUGACAUUUGUGACGAAGCUUUCUCACAGAAAUGUCACCUUCAACAACAUCAGAGAGGUCAUGCUAAUGAGAAACCAUUUGCUUGUGCCAUUGAUGGCAAAGCCUUUGCGCAUAACAGCAACCUACUAAGACAUCAACAGAUCCACACUAAUCAUGCUGAUGAGAAACCAUUUACUUGUGACAUUUGUUGCAAAAGCUUCACCCAAAGUGGCCACCUGCAGCAACAUCAGAGGAUCCACACUAAACCAUUUGUUUGUGACAUUUGUGACAAAGCCUUCUCACGGAAAUGUCGCCUUAAAGAUCAUCGGAGGAUUCACACUAAUGAGAAACCAUUUGUUUGUGACAUUUGUGGCAAAGCCUUUACACUAAACAGUGACCUAAAACGACAUCAACGAAUCCACACUAAUGAAAAACCAUUUACUUGUGACAUUUGUGGCAAAAGCUUCACUCAAAGUGGCCACCUGCAGCAACAUCAGAGGAUCUACACUAAACCGUUAGCAUGUGACAUUUGUGACAAAGCCUUCUCACGGAAAUAUCUCCUUCAACAACAUCAGAGGAUCCACACUAAUGAGAAACCUUUUGUUUGUGACAUUUGUGACAAAGCCUUCUCACGAAAACGUCAGCUUCGACAACAUCAGAGGAUCCACACUAAUGAGAAACCUUUGCUUUGUGACAUUUGCGACAAAUCCUUCUCACGGAAAUCUCACCUUCAACAACAUCAGAGGAUCCACACUAAUGAGAAGCCGUUUGUUUGUGACAUCUGUGGCAAAGCCUUUGCACUAAAUGGUGACCUAAACCGACAUCAACGAAUCCACACUAAUGAGAAACCAUUUACUUGUGACAUUUGUGGCAAAAGCUUCUCGCAAAGUGGCAACCUGCAGCAACAUCAGGGGAUCCACACUAAACCAUUUGUUUGUGCCAUUUGUGACAAAGCCUUCGCACGGAAAUAUAUCUUUCAACGACAUCAGAGGAUGCACACUAAUGAGAAACCAUUUGUUUGUGACAUACAUCGAAGCCAGGGUAAAUCGAAGCCAAUUAGUGGAAUGAAUCAUAUGUGCACAGGCCAUUCAUGUAAAUCGGCAAAAUGAGGACUAACUACAUGUAACAGCAUAAGUCGGCCCUCCACGUAAGCUUGCGUGUAUGUUUGAAUGGGAUGGAUGGUUUAUGCGCCAGUCAACUAGACCAUUGAUCUCAACUUGCAUGUAAGUCAUCGUUGCCUGCAUCAUGGCCUGUGUGCAUCAUCUCCACCCCUGUCAACACAGACCCCAUCAUCAGCAAAUUCAGAAUCGUUACUGAUGGCUCUGUCACUAUCACUAUUUUCUUCUACAAUGAUGAUUGUUCUCUGGUCUAAACAAAUCUUCAUGUGUGUUGCUGCAUACAAGUCCCUAGCUGUGCCUGUCCAGUUCCUGUUCUGAUGAAGCAGCCUUCCCAGUCCAUGACUCUGUUCAGGUUUGGUGCAUGCAACUUGGCUCUAUCCUGUGUUUACUUUCCCUGCUUCAAGGCAGGUAAGUCUCGUAAAUUUAUUUAUGGAUUGGCCAACUUUCAAUGGCCAUUUCAGCACACUGUUCCCACUGAGGUAUACUUCACUAGUUUCAUGGUAAAAGGAGGGCAAAUCCAAUUAUUAUAUGCAGAGAUGCCACUUUUCUGGUUUUAGCAGAAUUUCUGGGGUUUUUUAAUCUCACAGAAUUCCGGUUUUUCCAGCCGUCAAAAUAAACUGGACAAAGAGAAGAAGAACUGGGGAAAUGCGUUGAUUUUUACUUUUUUAGCUUUUUUUAGUUUAGUACAAUUAGGUACACGCACAUACGGCACAAUGUCGCAUUAACGUUGAAGUAGUCUUAAAAACAAGUCUUGUUGUUAUCGAGCCUGUAUGCAAAACAGGCAGCCAACGCACUUGCAAGCAGUAUACAACGGCGCCUCGCGCGUGCUUCACGGCAUGCGGGCGUGUUGUGUGCUCAGCACCCCUAGCAUUCAGCCUGAAAAUCAAGUCUAUCAUUUCAGUUAUCGGUGGUUUCCAAUUGCAGUGGUAUAUGUAAAUACAAAAAACGCCGGGUACCAACCAUGUUUUCGUCUUACGCAUCGCGCAGUGCAAAGGUCAUGUACACAAACAUUGUUGUUGAAUCGUGCAUGUUUCGUGUCGCAUAUUACAUUGGAAAUUCGAGUAGGCAGAAUUAAUUAUAGGAAUAUAGAAAAAGUCAAAGUGAUUGAACAAACCGACAGCUUAUAGGUCAUAGAAGCAAAAAUAAAACAUAAAAUGGAAUUGGGCUUAGCUACACGAGAAAUAUGAGAAUGGGGACUUUGUUUUCACAAAAAAAAAAUAAAGUUCUGAUUUUUAAAGCAGCUGGUCUGUUUUGGGUUUUUUUUCAAGCAGACCCAGUUUCGGUUUUUUCAAGCAGACCCUGUGGCAUCUCUGUAUAUGGGGACAAAUCCUGAGCAAAACAAUCAGUGGCUUCACAGCCAGGAUUCCAAUAUCUAGAAUUGAAUCUGGUAACUGAGGAAUGUAAUAUGACGUGAAUCUGUCAACUAAAAGCAGCAUGAGUAACAACUGAAUUUUCGUCCCAAAAAGUUACACACUGCUAUUGAGUGACCAAUAAUCUGGACCAAUAGUCCUAUUCAAUCCAUCAAGACAAGGCUGCAAAAUGCCCUUGGCUCUUCAUGCAUGGUUCAGCAACCACUGUCUUUUCCAGUGAGUUCUUUUUAGGGGUGUGUGUAUACGGGUUUUGUUGGGACCUGGGUACCCGUGAUUAUUUUAAAAAUCAUAACAAAACCCGGAAUUAUUAUUUUUUUUCGACCACGUCGCUGCCCUCUCUACUGCCGAGCGUUUCUGAGAUUUUAACUACAAUCACUGCCUGCUAUCAAUUGUGAUCUCCAGUACAAACAUCCUGGCACAGCUAGUCCGCAAACCCCAAGUGCUGCCCAAUGCCCCAGUGACAAGAUCGUCAUCCAAUCCCAAAGUUCAGUUUAUAAAUUCUUCAUUUUCAUUAGUUGAUAAGUUGUGUCGCACAGAUAUUCUCAAAGGCCUUCGACAAUCCGAAAGCGUAUUUCAAAAGAAUUUUCCUUGGCCAAGUUAAGGUAUCUCCAAAAAAAUACACAUUGUGUUACACUGUACAAAUGCAAGUCAGCUGUCAAUCAUUGACCGGAAGCUCUUCUUGGAAGAAAUUUAUUUGAAAGACGAUCGUGAUUUUGUUCCCUGGUUUAAUAUAUUCCUCACUUGGCCCAGACUGUAAUUCUAGCUGUAAUUAACCCCAAGAAAAUGGAUCUAACAUUGAAUUACUGGGAUUAAUUUAAUAUGACUAAUAUUAUGGUUCUGGCAGUUUCAGGUAAUAAAAUUGAUAAUGGAACUGGGUACCUGUAAUCAGCGGCCGGGUUACAGAUACCCUGGUACAACCCUAGUUUUUCAUUAUUUGUAUUCUGUUCCGACAUGGUGUAAACAUACACCAGUGCAGCAGCAUAUACUGUUGGACCUUUACUAUGAUGUACAUGUACUCUGCUGUAGGCUUGAAUACCUAGAGGAAUUGAACAAAAUUAACCUUGCAAUUACUUGAAAACAGAAAAGUAAGAAAAAUACUUCGUUCCCAACUUUGAAGUCACGAAAUGCCUCAGAUUGCGUCAUAGAUCAUCUAGAAUCCAAAAUGGUUACAUGUACCUCGGAAAGAUCGGAAUUUGAGUAUAACAGUACACUUUUUAAUAAACAACAAAAUUGUGAAUUGAGACCUGUUCCAUUGAAAUUAAAAGAGCUACGGUACAUGUAUCUUCAAAAAGAAAAAACAGACGGAUAUGAAAUCUUACGUGCCGAGCUUUGUGUUUAGGAAAUUUCAACUGCAGUACAUACCUGAGCUAAAGUUUAUUUUGAUGAGCUCAAAUAAUCUCAACGUUUUGUUGAGCUCCUUUUUGUUCACAAGUGGCGGCCACAGCAUGAUUCCCACUGAGCCAGUUGCUUGGAACUACUCCAUCCUCUUCUCUGCCAUUCUCCUUCCACUCUGACUUUUGGUACCAGACAGCCAAAUAUUAUACGUGCAUAAAAAAAACUUGCUGCAGCCAUGCAAUUGAGUUAUGUACGCUCUUUUCAAUUAGUCAUGCACAUUGGGUCCAUUUUGUCAACGCAUUUGUUAACUAAAAGUUAUAAAUAAAAGUUUGGAAUUAAAUUGUCUUCUGUUAUAAGGUGGACUUGAUGGUUUUAUAACCAAGUGAGUGUACCAACAUGGAAUACUGUACUUACCUUUUAAGUCACUGUGUCUCACUCAUCUUCUGUGGAUUGCAGCCAGUCCUUCCAUUACCUGCUUGAGGCGGUUAACCCAGGGGAUUAACACCCAGCAGUCGCUUUUCCUUAAGGGCUUUCCACUUGGUCCUUGUCCCCCAGUAGUGGUGGGUCACUAUAGCGUAAGGCUGUUGCCGCUGGAGAUUGACAUCGAUCCAGAGGAGGAGAUGAAGGGAUGCUUCCAACAUCAAUAUCAUUCUGGCUUCCUUCUCUACAGUUCUGCAAAGCUCCUCAUCAGACAACUGUUCUGGAUUCAAUGUGGUCUUCACCACCACCAAAAUCCCUUUCUACAUCGACGUCACGCAUGUUUUGUGACAUGGGAAGUGCUUGAUGUGGUUCCGGAUGGUCUUUCAUUUUUUUUGUCCCGAAUGACAAGAUAUCAGCAUCAUUCCUCGUACAUGCAGUGAUGUCAUCUGCCAGCAUUGGACUGAUUACAUUUGUCUUCAGACGUUCAGUUGCCUUACCAUUAUAACUUUCAGGGAUCAGCAUUUUUGCAGUUAACUGUGUUCGGUGCUUUCUCAACAUUAUAUUUCUUUUGGCAUACUCUACCGGUAUUUGAUGUUUCCAUAAACCAUCUGUCUUGAAGCUACCCUGGCAACACUCACAAAGUAGGUAUUGGUACUCUGGAGCUGCUUCAUCUGCUGUUGGACGUUUCUGGGGAACAAGUUGCCCAGAGCAUCUUCUCAAACCAACAGAUUGUGGUGGAAGUAAUUUUUGUUGUUGCUAAGAACAGUGAUUUUUUGUUUUCUUUCUAUAGACUUCCAUGGGAGAGCUUUAUUUCACUGACUAGAUGUUUGUAUUUGUGUUUCAUUAAGCAAUGGUGUGCAACUUUUGCUUGUUCUUUUUCCCCGCAAUAUAAGCAGUAAUCUGCUUUGUUCCAGGACCGCUUUCCAUCUUUUUUGAAUUUUGCAACUUGUACACACCCAUGUUGCCCUAAUGCUGAUCUUGUAUGUUGCAACCCAGUUGACGAGAAAGGGUUACCAUCACUUUUUUGAAGCCCGCAACAACUAAAUCCUUUACUGCCUGACUGUGUUGCCUCUCAUUCUCUUCUGCCUCAAUUGAAAUGCAAUCUUUCAUUCAAUUCCUCAUCUCUUUCACCUACAAAUGUAGACUAUUACACUGAUCCCUUCUUGUACAUAGAUUUUCAAUGUCACGGUAUCUAACUACAAAACCUGACGUAAUAUUGAGGAUGGGUGGAGCUAUGUGUUUGGUAUCAUGAAUGAUAGGUAGGAUCAAUUGGUUGGCACUAGAGUUAUGGGGGAAGGGCCAUUUGCCUUGGUGUUACCACUCCUCCGUGGAUCUGCCAACUUAUCAGCUAGAUCCUGUACAAUCUGGUCUGGUUCAUGUCGUUUGUCUACCCAGCCCUCACAAGCAUCAUCUCUAAUUUAAGGAGAAUGGUUUCCCCACUUGCGGGGAAUGGAACACCAAAGGUAUGGAAGGCAAAGCUGGCUCCCAUAUGUCCUGUUACUUUACACAGAAAAUCAUACUCUCCAACUUGGGAGACACAACUACAGUAAUCAUUGAUGUUAUUUGUAUGUUAGGAAGUUGCUUCCUGAAAAUGGCAAAGACUAACUGCAUGUUGGCAUGUGUCUGACCCAUGAAACAUUCCUACCAAAUCUGUCUUGUCUGCUGAAUUCCCAUCUGUGUAGAACUACACACAUGUACUGCGAGCUUUGUACUGGAUUCCCCCUUGUCUCCCUGUUGAAAAUAAAGAAAAGGGAAAAUGAUUGUUACUUGUAUUUAAUGCAAGAAAACAACAAUUGACUAUCAGUAAUGCAUCAUUCCCCGCUUUAAAUAAACACACUUUUGUUUGGCAUAUCCUCCUGACAUUUAAGUCAUUUUAAUUUUUCAACAGGCUUAAAGUUAAACAAUUAUCGUUCACUUUUUCUAUAGCACAGCCGAUAUUUUUUCAUGCUAAAUUUCACAACAUGUAUGUUUUCUGAAAAAUAAUAGAGAAGCAAGUGUUUAGACAAAGUGUUUCCAAACAUGCAUGUUAUUCCCUUGCAACUUGCAGCCAAGCCAGCUAGUCUUUUUGUUCAUCUCACUUUUUAAAAGGUGUGCCCAAGUAUUAUUUUUUCAUAUGUAAUACAAGGUCACUAUAACCACAGUUGCCUGAAUGGCAUCUUCCAUUAGAUGAUUUGGAUAAAAUAAAACUUUCAAGGUAUUAGGAAUCAUCAAAAACUGAGACCAUAAUUUCCUGAAGCUGAAAUCUGAAAGGAAAAUUAGCACCAAAAAAGAAGACGAAAAGAAAGUGACACUUAGAAUUCUUAUAUACAUACAUGUACCUGUAUUUUCACCCAGAUCUCUCCAUUGAAGUUUGCGUUGUCCAGAUAUCUCCACUGGCUGCCUGUUGUGUGAUGAGACAUUGGAGAUGCUGCAGAAGAUUGAUGGUCACCGCAGUCAUAGAAACAGUGGGAGUCGGGGGCCCGCAGGCUAGCUGUGUAAAUAGUACAUCAAUCUAAUUAAUUAGCCUGACCAACUGGCGUGGCACUGUGGGAAGGUAUGUAUAACUUCCUACACACAUGCGCAAAACACAACGUUAUCAUUCUAAAAUGGCUGCAUAAGGUUCGGAGCAUUUCAUGUUUGGGGAUUUCAACUUGGACGAUUUCAGCGAGGUUCAUGAAACCACUUUUACAAAGAAGAUUGUACGCCGCUUAAAAUUGAGGAUGCCUUGAUAUCCUAUGUGAUGGUUUAAUCACAUUCCUCGAAUGCAUCUUGAAAUGCAGCAUUUUGUUGAGGGGAAGACGGAUACUUUCAGUCUCCAUUGUUUGUUGCAUCUUGCUGGUGAGCCCCUGGUUUUUAGGUAGCAAGGUUCUCUUCUGUGCCUGCGAAAGUGCAGCCUUGGCCCUGAGCUGUUUUGCAGACAGCAUAUCAUUCCUUGUUUUUGCAACAUGAUGAGGACACUUAUCCUUAGCUGAAAGCUCAAAGAAUGCAGAUCUAUACUUGAUGAAUCCGACGCACAUUGCAUCGUGGCUUCUGCACCAGCAGUGUGCACAUCUUAUGACGAAUGGUGGCAUUUGGGUAUGUGUGAUAAACAUCUCUGCCUGAAUUAGGCCCCUACUACAUGUACCUUCCAUUGAUUU
Molecule: messenger RNA, 7681 nt
Organism: Patiria miniata (bat star)
Lineage: Eukaryota; Metazoa; Echinodermata; Asteroidea; Valvatida; Asterinidae
Product: zinc finger protein OZF-like
Exons: 5
Coding region: 145-1431 (428 amino acids)
Biological process (GO): regulation of transcription by RNA polymerase II
Cellular component (GO): nucleus
Molecular function (GO): DNA-binding transcription factor activity, RNA polymerase II-specific; RNA polymerase II cis-regulatory region sequence-specific DNA binding
Source: RefSeq, a predicted model, not a curated record